AGAAAAUUUGUCAGAAAAAUGCCGAUGCCGAAGAUUCCGACCCUGUCGCGGUUUUGUUGUUUUGAUGUUAGCAACGGGACAAAAUACUGCUCAGCUGCUCUGACAAUUCUAUGGAUUUUGUAUCUAAUUGCUGUAAUUGUAGCGGCUGUAGGAUCUCUAUCUCUAGGAUCAUUGAUAUGGGGGCUGAUAUGGUGUGGUUUCUCUAUAGUAGUCUACGGUUUAGCUACAUACGCCAUUCAUCUGAGUAAGAGCAGGAACCUGUUGAUCCCUGCCCUCUGUGUUUCUCUCUUCAACGUGUGUGUCGGCAUCAUCAACGGAAUCAUCAAUUUCGUUGUUCUAAAUAUUUUCGGUGCAAUUGUACUGUUCUGUAUCGCUGCAAUCACACUGUACUAUUUCCUGGGCCUGUACACAGUGUACAACAAUAUGUCAGCACCCCCCGCAGGAGAACCUAAUAUUAAACUUCCAGCAUAGAGUCUUCAGAUCCAGUGCCAAAAAAGGAAAGAUAAACGGAUAAUCGUAAAAGAAAGGGCUUUAUUGUAUAAUUGUAAAUGUAAUUUGAUAAUAAAUGUUAACAUGAUA
Molecule: messenger RNA, 579 nt
Organism: Eurytemora carolleeae
Lineage: Eukaryota; Metazoa; Arthropoda; Copepoda; Calanoida; Temoridae
Exons: 7
Coding region: 19-471 (150 amino acids)
Source: RefSeq, a predicted model, not a curated record